AUGCUUCAUGAUGUUUCAACCAACUGUAUCAUGAAGCUCAAGCUUGAAUCAACAACCGCACUAAUGCAUUUCUAUGGUUGCUAUCGGGUCGCUGGAGUAGAGGAGAACACUUUAAAUCCAAUUCAGUCUGGUCUUGUUCGCAGCGCCAGCAGCUCCAAAUUCGGAUAUGGGGAAGCUCAAAUCAGGGCGAUCUGGAUGUUACCGGCCCAUUAUCAAUACGCCAGUUGGCCUGCAAACGAAGAGAUUGAUUUAAUUAGAGACUGGAGAUUCUCAAGACAUAAUGUCGACAACAGCCUUGUACUUGAUGUGCCAUUCAACAAUAUGUUCGGGGAAGGCAAAUUUCCUUCAUGGGUCGAUAAUUUGUGGGCUGGACCCAACUCAGCGCCUUUUGACCAAGAGUUCUACUUGAUCAUGAAUGUAACCAUGGCAGGAAUAGCGGAAUACUUCCCAGACGGUGUAGGCGGCAAACUCUGGAGUGACAACUCACCGCAUGCUGUGAACGGGCCCUAUGCGGGCAAGGAUGACUGGUUAUCUAGUUUGGGGACCUGAGCAAGGAACAAGCCGUGCGCUUGCCGUAAAUUACAUUAGAGACUACAAAC
This is a messenger RNA of Lobosporangium transversale, 599 nucleotides long. RefSeq lists its product as hypothetical. The transcript has 5 exons. The record is from RefSeq and is a predicted model, not a curated record. Bases 1 to 549 code for a protein of 182 amino acids. Lineage: Eukaryota; Fungi; Mortierellomycota; Mortierellomycetes; Mortierellales; Mortierellaceae.